AUGGCUCAUACCGAUAAGGCGCCCAAAGGAGGCACAAGUGACAAUGAACAUCAGCAAAAACCACAAGUUUUUACAACGUCAAAUGGGUGCCCAGCAAAAAGGCCCGAGUCUUCUCCUACGGCAUCUGGUAUGCUACUUCUGAGAGAUUUCCAACUUAUCGAUCUCUUGUCACAUUUGAACCGAGAGAGAAUACCGGAACGAGUUGUUCACGCCAAAGGAGCUGGCGCGUUCGGAGAAUUCGAGGUUACACAUGAUAUCUCAGACAUAUGUAGCAUUGGCAUGCUAAAUGGGAUCGGGAAGAAGACACAAUGUCUUGUUCGCUUUUCCACCACUGGCGGCGAGCGCGGUUCUGCCGAUUCUGUUCGUGAUGCUCGUGGGUUUGCUGUCAAGUGCUAUACCGAGGAGGGCAACUGGGAUUGGGUAUGGAACGAUGUGCCUUUCUUUUUCAUUCGCGAUCCCAUCAAGUUUCCUGGCAUGAUCCACGCCCAGAAAAAGGAUCCUCGCUCUAAUCUGCGAGACCAAACGAGAUUCUGGAACUGGGUCAUUCAGAACCCAGAAUCACUCCAUAUGGUGAUGUGGUUGUACAGUGAUUACGGCACUUUCUCUUCGUACCGGCAUAUGAACGGAUAUAUGGGACAUGCACACAAAUGGGUGAUGCCAGACGGAUCCUUCAAAUAUGUUCACAUGUACUUGGAGGCUGAUCUGGGCUACAAAAACCACUCUGAUGAAGAUAUUCCACACAUGACUGGCAACGACCCUGAUCAUGCUGCUCGAGAUCUUUACGAUGCUAUUGAACGCGGUGAAUACCCAACAUAUACGGCCAAAGUGCAGGUCAUUGAUCCAGCAGAUGUCCGAAAGUUUGGGUAUAACAUCCUAGACAUGACAAAGCACUGGGAUAUGGGGACAUACCCAACAGACCUAGGGACAGUUGGCGCCAGGGUAGUCGGGAAACUCACGUUGAACCGAAACCCUGAAAAUCACUUUGCUCAAAUUGAGCAAGCCGCAUUCUCUCCGUCUCACUUGGUUCCGGGAAUCGAACCCUCAGAGGAUCCUCUGUUACAAGCUCGCUUCUUUGCAUAUCCAGACGCACAGCGCUAUAGACUUGGCGUUAAUUACCAGCAGAUUCCAGUCAAUCAGCCAAAGAAUGCAUUUAACCCAUUACUCCGAGAUGGAGCGGCCUCUGUCCUUGGGAACUAUGGCUCGCAUCCAGGUUUCAUGACUCCCAAGGACACAAUGCAAUUCCGCCACUUUGAAAGCUCGUCUAUACCUGAGCACAAGAAAUGGCUGGCUGAAAUUGCGUCCCAGUCAAACGAAGAGAAGGAGGAGCUAGAUCUUAAAUUUGCUCGCACUUUCUGGACGCACUUAGAUGAUCCGCAAUAUGAAGGCUGGCAAGACAGAAUGGUAAGAAGCCUUGGUCGCGACAUUGCAGGCGUUGAAAUGGAGACGAGAGACAAGGUAUUCCAAGUCUUGAAGAAGAUUCACAGCGAACUAGCAGUCAGAGUAGAAGAGAAGGUAGACGAACACCUUGCCCAAGCGAGAUCACGUCUGUAA
Messenger RNA from Trichoderma gamsii, 1551 nucleotides. RefSeq names its product catalase. Gene Ontology annotation, molecular function: catalase activity; heme binding. NCBI's taxonomy places the organism in Eukaryota, Fungi, Ascomycota, Sordariomycetes, Hypocreales, Hypocreaceae. Gene Ontology annotation, cellular component: peroxisome; mitochondrion; cytoplasm. The transcript has 2 exons. The record is from RefSeq and is a predicted model, not a curated record. The coding region runs from base 1 to 1551 and encodes 516 amino acids. Gene Ontology annotation, biological process: hydrogen peroxide catabolic process; response to hydrogen peroxide.